AUGUGUAGCAAAGCAGAGAAGGACCUGGUUAGAGGUGAAAGGGAGAAGACCAAGAUGGCAGCAGGCCAAGACCUUGGACACAGAAGUACACAAGAAAUCUCCAUGCUGGCAGCAAUGGCCAGCGCUGAGCCUUAUGUCAUCUCCCACAUUGAGUUGGAGAACAGCCUGGCUAACAUAGUGAAACGGAUAAGUAGAGACGGCCUGGACGCCUUCGCACAGCUCCUCAAUCAGUUUGAAAACACGGGCCCCCCACCGGCAGAUGAAGAGAAAAUCCAGUCCCUCCCCACCGUCCCCGUCACCGAGGAGCACGUAGGCUCCGGGCUCGAGUGCCCCGUGUGCAAGGACGACUACGCGCUGGGCGAGCAGCUGCCCCGCAACCACCUGUUCUACGAUGGCUGCAUAGUGCACCGGCUGGAGCAGCACGACAGCUGCCCCGUCUGCCGAAAAAGCCUCCCGGGACACAACACGGCCACGAACACCCCCGCCCCGGGCCCGACUGGGAUGAACUGCUCCUCCUCGUCGUCCUCCCCCGCCUCCAGCUCGCCCAGCAAAGAGAACGCCACAAGUAACUCCUGAGCCCGCGUGGGCCGGCACCCACCACUGCCCGCUGCGCCUGAGGCUGCGGGGAAACCGCGGGGACUUUCCCAACCACCCUCAGCCAGGGCCGCACGGCACCCACAGACUGGGUGCCCCAGAGGCGCCAGUCUUGGCUGGUCAGCGCUACAGGCCCCGCCUGUUCCAGGGCAGGACCCUGGCCCGGCCCACCGGCUCCCUGGCUCGGGAAGGCGUGGGCCACAUGGUCCCCUCUGGGGCGCCUUCAGCCUCCCUGUCUUUUGUCUAACCUCACCCUCUAAACGUUCAGCGGUGGAAAGAUUUUUAGAAUUUUAAAUUAUUACUGCUUUGAAAUAAAUGGAAGUUUUAGCUCA
This is a messenger RNA of Pan troglodytes (chimpanzee), 926 nucleotides long. Its product is annotated as E3 ubiquitin-protein ligase RNF126-like. Gene Ontology annotation, cellular component: cytoplasm. The record is from RefSeq and is a predicted model, not a curated record. Gene Ontology annotation, molecular function: ubiquitin protein ligase activity. The coding region runs from base 1 to 576 and encodes 191 amino acids. Gene Ontology annotation, biological process: protein ubiquitination. NCBI's taxonomy places the organism in Eukaryota, Metazoa, Chordata, Mammalia, Primates, Hominidae. The transcript is spliced from 2 exons.